Messenger RNA from Podospora pseudopauciseta, 1189 nucleotides. RefSeq lists its product as uncharacterized. The record is from RefSeq and is a predicted model, not a curated record. Bases 322 to 750 code for a protein of 142 amino acids. NCBI's taxonomy places the organism in Eukaryota, Fungi, Ascomycota, Sordariomycetes, Sordariales, Podosporaceae. The transcript is spliced from 2 exons.
GCCGUCGGCUAGCCGUGGUGUGCUGUAGCGGCUGUGGUGUAGGGCCUGGUGUCGGAGAUUUUCUGCUGGACUCGUCAGAAUGAGGGCUCCUCCUGUCGAGGCCGAUGACUUCAUUGCUCAUCCGUCCGAUAGAAUCCUGUUUUGGACACAAAGGGUUCUGGAGAUAUCUGCCGUUUAUAAGUGCCCAUCUCGGAGUCCCUAGGACCCUUAAGAUGCAUCUCAUCGUUCAACUUCUCUAGAAAGCAACCUGAUCAGCAAGACCCUGAACCCAUCUCUUCCUACAACACCUCACGGCUACUCCCACCACAACAAACACCCACAAUGUCUUCCCGAAGCGGCUCAGAGACCAAGAAGCCCAAGCGCCAGCCAAAGCCCCAGGUCUACGAGUCUGAGGGUGAGGAGUCUGAGGACUAUGCUCCUCCCCCACGGAGACGCGGAAAGCGCCAGCAACAGCAGGGCGGCGGUGGUCCCCUUGACAGCCUUGCCCUCGACAGCGUCGGACAGACAGCAGGCGGCCUUGUCAACGGUGCAACCGGUGUGCUAGGUGGUGUAGCUGGCGGCGCCGUCAACCAACAAGGCGGUGGUGGCGGCGGCAAGAGCGACACUUUGAGGCUUCGUCUUGACCUCAACCUCGACAUUGAGAUUACUCUCAAGGCAAAGAUCCAUGGUGAUCUUGAGCUUGCUCUCUUGAGAGACAUAAGCAAGACACGCCCUCCCAUGUGGAGGACGAUCAGCAGGCUGUUUGCCUAGACAGAUGCUCGAUGAGAUGACCAUGAUGGUGGAUGAUGCGCCUCCGCUUGAUAGCACACUGUUACACGUCAACUGCAAGACAGAGACAUGGGGCUAAUUCCUUAGGAACUGAAGCAACUAAACUUUCCGGUUCCAAGCUCUCGUGAGCUUUUUCUCAUCUCGUGUGCAUUUGAGGGCUGGGUGAGGGUAUCUCAUGUCGGGCGGCGAAUGGAGUAGUUGUUUUCUUAAUGAUGGGUUUUUUUCUGGUCUUUAGUCUUUUGUAUACUAUCUUUAUCCUAAUAAUUGUAUUAGAUAUGCUUCGGGACACUGUUGUGGUUGUUGUUCUAUUUUGCUGUAUUUUAUCUCUGUGUGAAGUUUGGCGAAGCUUUUGCCUAGUAUGGCGCCGAUAGCAUGGCCAGUGCUUAAUGGCACGUUACACAGGGGCCCGGAUCGAUUUCAG